Molecule: messenger RNA, 1480 nt
Organism: Bolinopsis microptera
Lineage: Eukaryota; Metazoa; Ctenophora; Tentaculata; Lobata; Bolinopsidae
Exons: 10
Coding region: 1-1392 (463 amino acids)
Source: RefSeq, a predicted model, not a curated record
AUGGAGGGAUCUACUGUGUCCCUUUACACGAAUACUGCUGCUGUAUCUAUUCUACACACUUCAAAUGAGGGUUACACUAAGGUUGUCACCGACAGAAGUAGUGACUAUCGCUUGUUCGAUACCAAGCUGAUAAUAGUUUCUUUGAGCGCUUCCACCCAAGCGUAUCAAAACAACAUCACAGUCUUCAAAGGGAAGGACGUCAGGAUCAGCACGGAGUCGUACAACCAGGUGGUUGUUUGGUACAAGAUCACUGCUGGGUUACUAGUACCAGUGGUGGACACCUCCAUCAGGAUCCAAGUGCGACCUUCUGUUCUUUUGAUCAGAAAAGCUGUUACCACGGACCAAGGCACGCGCGUUUACAUGGGCAAGUCAGGGUCAGGUGAUUGGUUCAUGUUCACAGUAACCGUAAUAGAUAAAGUAGACCCUAUCAGCUACUGGGUGAUGCACGGUGAUACGUUUGCUAUCUCCCUCCGCAAGCAGUACUCUGAUAUAAAGUGGUAUUUCAUGUCCUCGACCUACCUACUGAUAUCUAACAGUGCAACAUACUCUGUGCUAAAUAAUGGUCAGGGACUUGUUAUAAAGAAUAUGAGGGAGAACCAGGCGGGAUACUACCAAGUCACAUAUGUUUCUGGUCGCUCACCCUCCAAUGUGUUCUACGAGUUAAAAAUAGGAAAAGUGAUCCGAAGAACCCAAAUACACGCUCUGGACGGGGAGGAGAUAAGAGUGUCAGGUAGUUCCAGGAACCCUACAGGGUGGUGUUUUAAAGGGAGAUCAGAGGAACCAACAACUCCACUUCGUAUGGGAGAUGUGGAGGUGGUCGGAACUGGGCUUAUCAUCAGCAAACUUACUGUUCAAAACACGGGAACCUACAUAUAUGCGUUCGGCAAUGGAGAUAUGGAAGUAUUCGAUAUAGUAAGAGUGGUUCUGCCGAGCUUGCUAAAUACAAUGAACUUCUGGCUGGGCCAACAGAUAGAACUGCGUGUCCGUUCUAACCAGAUAGUCUCCACUUGGUAUAAAGUCUCUGGGGGUGUUCUCACCCCGGUAACCUCCUCCGUCCAGAUUGAUACCCAGUCUCUGUUAAUACCCCGAGCCGAGCUGACCCACCAGGGAUUGUACCUUGCUCUAACGGACAGUAAUCAGUGGCUUGCUUGGAGGGUUAAUGUGAAUCAGGAACCACCAAACUACACGACAAUAGUGGCACCGGAGGGAGUUAACGUGAGACUGGACGUAACUGGGCUUGUACUGAACUGGUACAUCUUCCCCUCAACUUCUCCUCUACGGACUGAUAGUAGAGUUCAAGUGGGCAGCAAGCAUCUUGUUCUCAGAAACUUUGAUAGCUCUUUUCAAGGUUUUCAGAAGAUGACAUUUUAUGUGUUUAUUAAUGGUGAUUGAUAAUGAUUAUCAUGUUCAGUGUAAGUCGAUUAUGACCAUUUGGUGUACUGCACUCUGCAGUUUGGACAAUUGGACUUGUAUGAAUAAC